AUGCCCGAGGCAGCCCCUGUUAUCUUCCGAGGGCUUGCGCAGUACAUGGUAGAAUGGGAACUGAGAUCGAAAGUAUGCUCCUGCCUGCUCUUGCUAUCGCUCGCAAUAACUUCCUUACCCACUGCUCUUGCCGCGGGUCGUCUGUAUCCGCUGCUGCCCACGCCGCUUCACUCUGAUCCCAAAGGGCGCACACGUAACGUCACGACUAAAGGCGCCUCUGCCCCUGCGGCACCAUCGAUCUUUAACAGCCCCUUUAACUCCGGCUCUCGCAAGGGAGAGUCCCGCUGA
Peronospora matthiolae is the source of this 288-nucleotide messenger RNA. The record is from the annotation of a GenBank genome assembly. NCBI's taxonomy places the organism in Eukaryota, Oomycota, Peronosporomycetes, Peronosporales, Peronosporaceae.